This is a messenger RNA of Rhinichthys klamathensis goyatoka, 2917 nucleotides long. RefSeq names its product NACHT, LRR and PYD domains-containing protein 3-like. The coding region runs from base 26 to 2917 and encodes 963 amino acids. Gene Ontology annotation, molecular function: protein binding. The transcript is spliced from 10 exons. The record is from RefSeq and is a predicted model, not a curated record. Lineage: Eukaryota; Metazoa; Chordata; Actinopteri; Cypriniformes; Leuciscidae.
AAACUGAUUCUCCUGCAUCUUCAUCAUGGCUGAUUCACAAGCAUCCAGAGAUGGAGAUUUUCCUCCAGGAUACAGUUCAGUCCAGCAGAAGAGCUCAAACCCAGAGUCCAGCUGUGUGUCUAUGAAGAGUAACUGCUCUAUGAAGCCGCCACUAAAGUUUGAGAGUGGAGACACACAGUCUGAUCUUAGUUCAGUCCAGCAGAAGAGCUCAAACCCAGAGUCCAGCUGUGUGUCUAUGAAGAGUAACUGCUCUAUGAAGCCGCCACUAAAGUUUGAGAGUGGAGACCCACAGCCUGAUCUCAGUUCAGUCCAGCAGAAGAGCUCAAACCCAGAGUCCAGCUGUGUGUCUAUGAAGAGUAACUGCUCUAUGAAGCCGCCACUAAAGUUUAAGAGUGGAGACCCACAGCCUGAUCUCAGCCAUGACUCUAAACAAGUUCUCAACACAUUGAGAUCAAAUCUGAGACAGAAGUUUGAGUGUGUGUGUGAGGGAAUAUCAAAGCAGGGAAACCCAACACUCCUGAAUGAGAUCUACACAGAGCUCUACAUCACAGAGAGUGGAAGUGGAGAGAUCAAUAAUGAGCAUGAGGUGAGACAGAUUGAGACACAGUCCAGGAGAGCAGAAACAGCGGACACACCGAUCAAAUGCAGUGACAUCUUUACACCUUUACCUGGACAAGACAAACCCAUCAGAACUGUGCUGACAAAGGGAGUCGCUGGCAUUGGAAAAACAGUCUCUGUGCAGAAGUUCAUCCUGGACUGGGCUGAAGGGAAAGAGAAUCAGGACGUCCAGCUCAUAUUCCCACUCGCUUUCAGAGAGCUCAACUUGAUGAAGGACAAAACACUCAGUCUUUCAGAUCUUCUUCAUCGCUUCUUCCCUGAAAGCAGAGAAAUGGCCAUAUCCAGUGAUGAGUAUAAAGUGCUGUUCAUCUUUGAUGGUCUGGAUGAGUGUCGUCUGUGUCUGGAUUUUCAGAGCGAUGUGAGGUUGUGUGAUGUGACUGAAUCAGCCUCAAUGGACGAGCUGCUGACGAACCUCAUUGUGGGGAAUCUGCUUCCCUCGUCUCUCAUCUGGAUCACCUCCAGACCAGCAGCAGCGGAUCUCGUCCCCUCUGAGUGUGUCCAUCGAGUGACAGAGGUACGAGGCUUCAGUGACACACAGAAGCAGGAAUACUUCAGGAAGAGAAUCAGUGAUAAGAGUCUGGCCCGCAGGAUCAUCUCACACCUGAAGUCCUCAAGGAGCCUCUUUAUUAUGUGCCACAUCCCAGUGUUCUGCUGGAUCUCAGCCACUGUUCUAGAGAAGAUGUGGAGUGAAGCAGAGAGAGGAGAGAUUCCCAAGACUUUCACUCAAAUGUACACACACUUCCUGCUCAUUCAGACCAACAUCAAACAUGAGAAGGACUAUGAGAAGAAAGUGAAAGAUGAAGACAUGAUUGUCAAACUGGGGGAACUGGCGUAUCGGCAGCUUGAGAAAGGCAACCUGAUCUUCUAUGAGGAAGACCUGAGCGAGUGUGGCAUUGAUGUGGCAGAAGCAUCAGUUUACUCAGGAUUGUGCACUCAGAUCUUCAGAGAGGAGUUGGGCUUGUGUCAGGGGAAAGUCUUCAGCUUUGUUCAUCUGAGCAUUCAGGAACAUCUAGCAGCUCUAUAUGUGCAUCUCUCCUUUAUCAACAAUAACAUCAAUGUGUUUGACCAGAUUACCAAAUCAACUAAUGGAGGCACAGUGUCCCUAUCUGAUCUCCAUCAGAGAGCUGUGGAUGAGGCUUUACACAGUAGAAAUGGGCAUCUGGACCUUUUCCUUCGUUUCCUUCUGGGUCUGUCAGUGAAGUCUAAUCAGAGUCUCUUACAAGAACUAAAGACACAGACAGCAAACAGCUCUCACAACAAUGAGGAAACAGUUGACUAUAUUAAAGAGAAGAUCAGUGAGAGUCCCUCUCCAGAAAAAUACAUCAAUCUGUUUCACUGUCUGAAUGAACUGGGUGAUCUUUCUCUAGUGAACGAAGCUAAACCUCAUACGAGCAUGUGGUGUGGAGGAGUAUGUGAUGUGAAACUCUCCUCGUCUCAGUGGUCAGCUUUAGUGUUUGUGUUGUUGUCCUCAGAGAAGACACUGAAGGAGUUUGACCUGAACAGAUUUAUGGGAUACAUAUUUCAUCGUGGCAAUAAAAACUCAGCAGAUGAAGUUCUUAAGAAGCUGAUGCCGGUGGUUACAGCAACUAGAUACGCUCGGUUGUAUGAUUGUGGAAUCACAGAUGAAAGUUGUGUUGCUCUGGCUUCAGCUCUGAGAUCAAACCCCUCACACCUGAGAUCUCUGGAUCUGUCUGACAAUAAACUAGGAGACUCAGGAGUGAAGCUGUUCUCUGCUGUACUGGAGGAUCCUCACUGUAAACUGGAGAGACUGUGGUUGAGUGAUUGUGGAUUCACAGAUGAAGGUUGUGUUGCUCUGGCUUCAGCUCUGAGAUCAAACCCCUCACACCUGAGAUCUCUGGAUCUGUCUACGAAUAAACCAGGAGACUCAGGAGUGAAGCUGUUCUCUGCUGUACUGGAGGAUCCUCACUGUAAACUGGAGAGACUGUGGUUGAGGGAUUGUGGAGUCACAGAUGAAGGUUGUGUUGCUCUGGCUUCAGCUCUGAGAUCAAACCCCUCACACCUGAGAUCUCUGGAUCUGUCUAAGAAUAAACCAGGAGACUCAGGAGUGAAGCUGUUCUCUGCUGUACUGGAGGAUCCUCACUGUAAACUGGAGAUACUGUGGUUGAGUGAUUGUGGAGUCACAGAUGAAGGUUGUGUUGCUCUGGCUUCAGCUCUGAGAUCAAACCCCUCACACCUGAGACAUCUGGAUCUGUCUGACAAUAAACUAGGAGACUCAGGAGUGAAGCUGUUCUCUGCUGUACGGGAGGAUCCUCACUGCAAACUGGAGACACUGACGUAA